This is a messenger RNA of Chelonus insularis, 1529 nucleotides long. RefSeq names its product endoplasmic reticulum-Golgi intermediate compartment protein 2. Bases 335 to 1513 code for a protein of 392 amino acids. The transcript has 4 exons. NCBI's taxonomy places the organism in Eukaryota, Metazoa, Arthropoda, Insecta, Hymenoptera, Braconidae. The record is from RefSeq and is a predicted model, not a curated record. Gene Ontology annotation, cellular component: membrane; COPII-coated ER to Golgi transport vesicle; endoplasmic reticulum. Gene Ontology annotation, biological process: endoplasmic reticulum to Golgi vesicle-mediated transport; retrograde vesicle-mediated transport, Golgi to endoplasmic reticulum.
UUGAAGUAGGAUGUAAUAAUACAAAUAAUAAUUUUUGACAACGUGUCGAAACAAUAUUGUAUAUCGUUCAGUUUUUGUAUAAUCAGAAUUGUAAAUAGUAAUUUUUUAUCUAUGUUAUUUAAUAUCUUCACUAAUUAAAUUAUUUUUUAUUAACUUAUUGUGAUUCAAAACUUUUAACCUACACGUGUCAACUUUAUGUAUUCAAUAUUUUGUAAAUAAAUUAUUAUGAAUAGCAAUGCAGAUUCUUUUUAAAUAAUAUAGAAUAUUUGAUAUUCAGCAAUAACUUUGAAGACUUGUGAUCGUAUUUUAAUGAUUAUUUUUAAUCUUCUUAACUAUGUUGAGAAAAAGGAAUGUCAAUCUCAAGACUGUCAAGGAACUUGACGCUUUUCCAAAAGUUCCAGAGACUUAUAUAAAUAAAUCUGCAGUUGGAGGCACCUGUUCCUUCAUCACAUUUUGUAUUAUUAUUGUGCUUGUGAUAUCGGAAAUUCGAUACUUCCUAAAUCCUCGUUUAUUUUUCAAAUUCGAACCUGAUACUGAAAUUGAUGCAAAAUUAAGAAUAAAUGUAGAUAUUACAGUAGCUAUGCCAUGCAGUCUAAUUGGAGCUGACAUUUUAGACUCCACAAAUCAAAAUUUAUUAGGCUUCGAACCUCUUCAAGAAGAAGAAACCUGGUGGGAAUUAUCCAUGGAGCAAAGAGCACACUUUGAUGCCUUGAAACACGUGAAUUCGUACCUGAGAGAAGAAUACCAUGCUAUUCAUGAAGUUCUCUGGAAGUCUAAUCGAGCUACAUUUAUAGGUGAAAUGCCUAAAAGAUCAUUAGAACCACUUUAUCGUCCAGAUGCCUGCCGAUUAUAUGGUAGUAUAAAUCUAAAUAAAGUCGCCGGAAACUUCCACAUAACUGCCGGAAAAUCAUUAUCGCUUCCUCGCGGCCAUGUACAUAUUUUUGCAUUCAUGACGAGCCAAGAUUAUAACUUUACUCAUAGAAUAAAUAAAUUUUCAUUUGGGGAAGAAAGUCCUGGAGUAGUUCAGCCUUUAGAAGGCGAUGAGAAAAUUACAGAAGACAAUAUGAUGCUCUACCAGUAUUUCAUUGAAGUUGUUCCAACUGAUAUUUACACAUUAAUGAAAACUACGAAAACUUACCAAUAUAGUGUAAAAGACUAUGAGAGACCAAUUGAUCAUCAAAAAGGGUCCCAUGGUGUACCAGGGAUUUUCUUUAAAUAUGACACAAGUGCUCUUAAAGUAAAAGUAAUAGAGAAUCGUGAAUCUUUGAUUCAAUUUCUAGUUAAGCUUUGUGCAACUGUUGGUGGGAUUUACGUUACAAGUGGAUUAAUUAAUAGUAUUAUACAAGGACUUUGGUACGUCAUUUCUUGCAAAUUUUUUAGGCAACCUGAAGUUAAAGAUAAACGCAGAUUGGCUGAGACAAAUCAUUCUAUUAUAAAAACAUCAAUUACUCCAGUGAAUUUAAUUGAUGUUGCAACUCGAGCAACAAUAGAUGUUACUUUGAAGCCUCAAUAAAAUAUUUUUUGUUGAA